Messenger RNA from Neocloeon triangulifer, 1829 nucleotides. RefSeq lists its product as uncharacterized. The transcript has 10 exons. The coding region runs from base 127 to 1230 and encodes 367 amino acids. The record is from RefSeq and is a predicted model, not a curated record. NCBI's taxonomy places the organism in Eukaryota, Metazoa, Arthropoda, Insecta, Ephemeroptera, Baetidae.
UUUCGAUCCGCGUUUUUCACCCAGAAAUCAUAUUUUGGUUGCCUUGAAGGAAAAACAGAGCUCUCAAACUUGUGAUUAAUUCUUACCAAAAGUUCAGAAAAGUUAUCCAGUGAAAUUCUAAUUAAUAUGGAUUACUUGGCUUUGAUACUGAUCACUGUUUUCCUCGGAGGCUGUUCACCCCUGCAAAACAGAGUUUUCCCAGAGUACCACAGCAAAAAUCUCAACACUAGUGGGCUCCUCAAUACAAGCCGGAGCGGAAAAUUUCUGCCAUUUUACACCGUGGUGCGAUUUAAGAAUAGCGAGUGUGCUGCGACAAAUGGCCUGACAGGCACAUGCUACUUAAGAUCUGAUUGCCGAAACAAGCGAGGUGGUGAAUUUGGCAAAUGCUCAAAAGGAUUGGGUACUUGCUGCGUUGUUACUAGAAACUGUACCGGAACCGCAUCUAACAGCAACAAUACAUAUUUUCGCAGCCCUGGUUAUCCUGACACGUACACCGGUGGCUCCGCUUGCACACUUUCCAUAACAAAAAACAGAGCAUCGGUCACCCACGUCCGCUUGACCUUUACGGAAUUAUCACUAGCUCAGCCAAAUGCUAAUGGUGUUUGCAACACUGACAAACUGUCCGUGUUGGGCGCUGAUAAUAAUCCGCCAGCUAUUUGUGGCGAUAACACUGGCCAGCAUAUGUACCUAAAGUUUCUAGCGGAUAGUUCAGCGAUUCAAGUUGUGGUUGCAGUCAGUACAAGCUCUACCUUUAAAAGGCGAUGGAGCAUUUUGGUCACUCAACACGAACAAAACAUGUCACCUCCACCUGGUUGUUUGAUGUACUUUACAGAUAAUGCUGGCCAAAUUCAGAGCUUUAACUAUGAUGCUUCCGCCACUGUCACAAGGCAGUUGACGGAUUUGACGUACACCGCUUGCAUCAGAACUAAUGCCGGUUAUUGCUCCAUCGAGUGGACCAGAGCCGGCACCAAUCAAUUCUCACUCUCAGGAGAUCCAGCGACCGCCACAAACCUCCAAGGAAACUCAUGCAAUUCAGAUUUCAUUAUAAUCCCCAAUGCACGUGUCACCUCUACAGGCACACGCAGUGACAGAUUUUGUGGGACGGAUUUCCUCACAACCCGAACCUUGCAAAUGCCGUUUACUUUGGGUGUGGUAACAGAUGGGAAUGAAAAUGGAGACAGAGCCAAUUUGGGAUUCAAUCUGGCAUACCAACAGUUACUUUGUCAGUAAUGCAGCUUUUUUUUUAAAAAAAAAGGGAUGCAGAUUUUGGUGAUGGGCGGUGAAGGGGGGUAUUAUAAUAUUGAAGUUAAUUCGCAAGUAAAAAAGUAGUGUUUUUAUUGUAAAAAAUAAAAAUAUUUAAUAAUAUAUGUGUACACCUAAAAUGGUUAUAGCAGCACUAAAUUUAUCAACCAAAAACAACAAAAACAGACACCAGCUUCUUCAGGAAGAUAAAAACGCAGCACUGCUUACAAAUUAAUUGAGCAAAAUUUGCAACCCAUGCAACUUAAUCAAUUUUAACGCUAGUGCUUUGUAAAAGGAACUUCUGCAAAUUGUGAAUUAAAUUCAGAAUUCAGUUAAAUGAUAAUUGUGUGUCAUGAUUUCUUAGAUUACUUAACAUUUUGCAAAGAUUAUUGAUUAAUAAGCCAAAGUUGCAGAGUAUUAAGCUGAUUAACCACAUUGGAGGUAAUCUUGAAAUAUGACAUUUAGUGUGGAUAAUUAACAAAUUUUUGUAUGGAAUCAAUAUAUUAUUAAGUCACUCGUUUGAAACAACUAAAACAAUUUCAUUAUUUUUUGCAAGUUACAUAUUCACUUGCUGUGAAAAAUUAUCA